Molecule: messenger RNA, 2296 nt
Organism: Verruconis gallopava
Lineage: Eukaryota; Fungi; Ascomycota; Dothideomycetes; Venturiales; Sympoventuriaceae
Exons: 5
Coding region: 223-1434 (403 amino acids)
Molecular function (GO): methyltransferase activity
Source: RefSeq, a predicted model, not a curated record
CCACGAAGGGAUGGAAACCAAUAUGUACAAUGGUUUCGCACAAACUGCCAGGGCCCCGAUGGCUCUCAAGUGUUCCAUUUCUUCCCUUUCGAGUCAUAUUCUCGCGUGAUUUAGCACCUCCUGGGAUUCCUUGCGCGAAUUCCCGCAUCCACCGAGAAUCGAGGUUUUUUCCUGAGGGUUCGUUUGUGGGGAUCACACUAUAAGCGUUGACGCACUUUCACAAUGCGCGACCACGAGCUCCACUCUUCAAAACAGCCGCGCAAAGAGAGCUCGCUUGAAACCAGGCCAGCAACCUCGUCGUCGGCACCGAACGAAGGUGACGGCUAUCACUCGGCGAGCGCUUCCUUGUAUUCCGGCUCCACGCCGAGAAUGCACCAACCUUCAGUCACGUCUCCUCCCCCGCAGACGAUAUCUCUUCCGCCAAUUCAAGGAACCAUGGGAGCUGGCCACACCUUUGACGAUGAUUUCGAUGCUCAUACGGAGGCCGAUGCUGAUUCGGCUUACGACUCCGAAUCGCUAAUCGGAGGGGACACUGUCACUCUGGCGUCGUACAUUACAGACUACAAGUAUGAAAAUGGCAGACGUUAUCACUCGUAUCGUGACGGGUCAUAUUGGGGCCCUAAUGACGAACAUGGAAAUGAGAUACAGGACUUAGCUCAUCACAUGUAUCUUAUCACCCUCGGGGGUAAGCUGCAUCUUGCACCAAUUACUGAACCCCAUAAUAUCCUCGAUGUAGGCACUGGGACUGGCAUUUGGGCAAUCGAUAUGGCGGACGCAUACCCGUCUGCGCAGGUCAUAGGCACGGACUUGUCACCCAUACAGCCCGACUUCAUUCCUCCCAAUUGUACUUUCGAGAUAGACGAUGUGACAAUGGAGUGGACUUAUCCUAGGGAUCACUUUGACUUUGUGCAUAUUAGGGAAAUGUUUGGCUCAGUGCCGGACUGGCAGUAUUUGUUCAAACAGGCGUACAAGCACGUCAAGCCUGGGGGCUGGGUCGAGAUAGUCGAGCAUUCAGUGGAACCGAUUAGCGAUGACGGCACAGUUGGCCCGGAUCACUUUUACACCUUGUGGGGAAAGACCGUCAUUGAAUGCGGUGAGAAGUUCGGGAAGAGCUUUCGAAUCUGGAAAGACGCAAAGGAAUACAUGGAGAAGGCGGGCUUUGUGGACAUCGUCGAAGUGCGAUACAAGUGGCCCAUGAACGGCUGGCCCUUGGAUCCCAAGUUGAAGGAGAUUGGAAGAUGGAAUCAGCUGCGCCUUCAUGAUGGGGUUGAAGGUUUCAUGCUGCGUCUCCUGACGAUGGCUUUGAACUGGUCAUACGAGCGAGCGCAACUGUUCCUUGCAGAAAUGCGGCGAACGUUAAAGGACACUAGUACCCAUGCCUAUCUACCAGGGACCGUCGUUUACGGCAGAAAGCCUCUAGUGUCUCGCACUUGAAGAUCUGACUUCAAUCUAACUUCAAAGACGCUUGCUCAGCGGUCGCCCCUCAUUGAACGAAUCCGCAACAAGGAGCCCCUACUACGUUCCAAUCGCGAUUACGGAAAAAGGCCUAAAGGAUAAUUUCCCUUGGUAUCAACUGCCAGACACCUGCUUCAAACCCGUAACGAAUCCUGAUGUUGGAGCUGGAAUUGCAGAUUCGAAUGGAAGAAAAUCCCGACAACGACUGGACAUAACGUCGGAACAUCCCAACCCGUAAGUGGGUCGCGGAACAAUCGAGGAUAUCCGCCAUAGUGAAGGUAUGUUUGCAGACAGAACAUGAAAGUUCGCCAUCUCGACCAGAGAAUAGAAUGGGCAAACAAAGCAAUCACACGUAGGCUUUGGGCGUGGAUGAAAAAUGUAGUCGUUAUUUGGAAACUUGUCGGGUGGACAGGACAGCAGUCUAGGCCACAUGAUCAAUAUCAAGCAGUGGCUUUUCAGGAGCUACUAGGUUCGUGUAGCAUUACAAGCAGCAGAUCCAGCGCAGACCGCUCGGUGGAGUUCAGAGAUGUGAGAUUUUCCUCUUGUUUGGUCAAGAAUCGAAGAGGAUAUUCGCGGCUGUAGAACAACAAUACAAGCACUUUGGAUCGCCUACGAAAAUACAGGGCAUUUCGAUACUUCAAACAGGGAUUGAUUUAGUAAUUGGUUGGCGCCUCGGUAUGGUGGACAUGCCACUAUCAAUGCAAGCCACGCGAGGAACACGACUCCCCGCCAUCAAGGUCUUAAGCGGGCAGCCAAGCGGGAUCGGAUGUCGAAAAAGAAAAUAAAAACGUUGGACAUCAGAUUACAAUAUAGUGGAACAGACAUAGAACUGAUCAUGCAC